Molecule: messenger RNA, 4125 nt
Organism: Notolabrus celidotus (New Zealand spotty)
Lineage: Eukaryota; Metazoa; Chordata; Actinopteri; Labriformes; Labridae
Gene: fsta
Product: follistatin a
Exons: 5
Coding region: 130-1095 (321 amino acids)
Biological process (GO): regulation of BMP signaling pathway; multicellular organism development; negative regulation of activin receptor signaling pathway
Molecular function (GO): activin binding; protein binding
Source: RefSeq, a predicted model, not a curated record
CCGAGACCCUUAUAGAUUUAAAAAGAGAGGCUGCAUUCUCAGACUGACACUUAUUCAACACUGCCACCGUAAGCAGAUUACUUUUGCGCUUGCCUGUGUCAAAUACGUAGUUCACUUUGCCUCUCCAUCAUGUUUAGGAUGCUGAAACACCACCUCCACCCGGGCAUUUUUCUCUUCUUCAUAUGGCUUUGUCACCUCAUGGAACAUCAAAAAGUUCAAGCUGGGAACUGCUGGCUGCAGCAGGGGAAGAACGGGAGGUGCCAGGUGCUCUACAUGCCCGGGAUGAGCAGGGAGGAGUGCUGUCGGAGUGGAAGACUGGGGACGUCCUGGACCGAGGAGGACGUCCCCAACAGCACGCUCUUUAGGUGGAUGAUCUUCAAUGGCGGAGCCCCCAAUUGCAUACCUUGCAAAGAAACCUGCGAUAAUGUGGACUGUGGCCCUGGGAAGAGGUGCAAGAUGAACAGAAGAAGUAAGCCGCGCUGUGUGUGCGCACCAGACUGCUCCAACAUCACCUGGAAAGGACCCGUCUGCGGCUCAGACGGAAAGACCUACAAAGACGAAUGCGCUCUGCUGAAAGCUAAAUGUAAAGGCCAUCCAGACUUGGACGUGCAGUACCAGGGGAAGUGCAAGAAAACGUGCCGUGACGUCUUGUGCCCCGGCAGCUCCACAUGCGUCGUGGACCAGACGAAUAACGCGUAUUGUGUGACGUGUAAUCGGAUUUGCCCCGAGGUGACGUCGCCUGAGCAGUACCUGUGUGGAAACGACGGGAUCAUCUACGCCAGCGCGUGUCACCUGAGAAGAGCUACCUGUCUCCUGGGCAGAUCUAUCGGAGUGGCAUAUGAGGGAAAAUGCAUCAAGGCCAAGUCGUGUGAGGACAUCCAGUGCAGUGUGGGGAAGAAGUGUCUUUGGGACGCCCGUAUGAGCCGGGGCCGCUGCUCGCUGUGUGAGGAGGCCUGUCCGGAGAGCAGGACGGACGAAGCGGUGUGUGCCAGCGACAACACCACAUAUCCCAGUGAAUGUGCCAUGAAGCAGGCUGCUUGCACUAUGGGGGUGCUGCUGGAAGUCAAGCACUCAGGAUCUUGCAACUGUAAGUAAACACGAAAGAGAAAAAUAUGAAAAGAAUGAGACAAAACAACCCCAACAUCCCUCUCUCCGAAUGAAAGACAAUAUUCCAUGUUGCUUCCCUGACGAAAAAAACCUCCCCUGAAAGUGCCCCCCAUCCCAACUUUCCCCAGAUAACUCCCCCACCCCUCAGCCACACCACCAAGCACAGCUUAAGCAAGCAGAACGGACUUGGGAAUAGAAGAACUUGCAUGAUGUUGUCUUUGUUGCUGGCUUUUGUUCUUGUGUUCUUGUUUUUUUGUUUUUCAAUUCUUCUGCAAAACAAAAACAGAAAGUUGAAUGAAAUGGCAUAAAUAUAUAUCAGAAGACUCGAUUGAAGAGUCUGGGGAAAGCUAACUCGAUUAAACAAUGACAGAUAAUAAAGGAGACUAAUUUUGUUUGCAGUGGAACAAUCCUGAUAUUUAAAAGUUUAGUUAUUGUCAUGCGAGUGACCUGCAUGAGCAGGUUGCCUUAAAUCUCAUGCAGUUUUUUUGUAAUCGGUUGGUAAUGGUUCUUUUUUUAUGAUAGUGGUCAUAUCUUUACAGCUUGUAAGUUCCAUGGUCACAUUUUCUAAUUUCAAGUUAUUGGUGUAUUUGUUUUUUUGUAUUAUAUUUUUCUUUUUGUUACUUUUGGCUGUAAUCAAUCACUUCAAAAUGCACUGCCUCUUGUGACAUACACCACACUGCCAACAUGUUAGUAAGGACAGAACACCUUUAAGUAUAUGAUGUGCAUAAGGUGAUUGUAACAUUGGUGCCAUGUUAGUGAUAAGUAGGAGGGAUUUAACAUAGAUUUUUAUGUAGACACCUUGUCUGUAGACUAGAGCGAUUAAUUUGCUCACAAAUCAGUGGGUUAAACCGUCAAAUUGAACGAUAGCCUCAAGGAAGUAUCAAUUUACAUUCCAAGAAGAGUGUUUGUUUCUUUCUCCUGGCUGAAUACCUUAAUGUAAUGUGCCUAAGGUAUGCAACUGAAUCCAAGGGACCAACUUUAUGAUCACCUCAUGAGCUAAAUAUAAAUGUGAUACUCCACAGUGGGCAGGAUAAGUUAAGGAAGCUCGCUUUUACUUCCCAUUGUCUCAGAAAAACCUAUCCACUGACUCGAAUUGUUCGUGCUGUUUCCAGUGUAUGUGUUGUCCAGAAUAUGUAUCAGAAAUGACAAAUCCAAUCGGAUUGAUGAGGGACUGCCUAUUUUUGUUUUCUUUUUUGUAUUGUCAUUCUCGCUCCUGCUUGUGUGCAUUUAUUUUUUUAAUUUUAAUUUUUUGUCCGAUGUAAAAAGAAAAGGAAAUACCUCAGAACUGUGUUGAUGGCCUCUGACCUGCUUGCUAAGGCCACGCUGUGACACAGAGUCCUCCCUCCCUGUAUGUUUGAGCCAGAAACAGGAAAAAAAAAGUUAAUCGUAGCAACAAAACAAGUGAAUACAAGAACACAAGAGCACUUUUGUGUGUUUUUCUGUGUCUGCUUUCAGGAACCUGCCCCCAAAAGAGACCCGACCCACUGCAACCAUCAGCCCCCAAACCCUCCACCCAGCACCCCCUCUUUAACCCACCUUGUGCGACCCCCUCUCCUUACCUCCUAUUCAGCCCUGUUCUCCAUAAUUUUUCUCAUAUUGCAGCCCUGUUUGCUAGGUUCUUUAAAUGUGAAUUGCAGAAUUAGGGAUGCCUCAGUGUUUGUUAAAAUCACACAUACCUUUCCUCUCAUACAAAUGCAUAUAAACACAUGUACACAUAUACACACACACACACAAAAGAAACAAAAGGGAGACUGUGUGCCAGUUGCUUUGCUGUGCGCUUUUCUUUGAGGACAUUUAUUGAUAUUCUGAGCUGUUGUGGUCCAUAUUCAUACAACAGCUACCGUAUAUUCUCCCACAUAGCCAUUACAGAAGACCACGAGGAGGAUGAGGAAGAUGAGGACUCAGACUACAAGGCCUAUGUCCAUAUAUCUUCUAUACUGGAUGGAUAGGCCCCCAUCACGAGGGGAACAGUCCUAGGGCAAGGAAUCAUGUCCAUACUGUACAUUAUGUGUAUGCUUAUUUAUUUUUUAAAGAAAAAGGAAGUAUACAUAUAGUUCAGUCUGCUAGAUGUUUAUUUAUACUUUUUUGUGUUUUAUAAUUUAUACAUUUACAAUGUCAGGCUUACUAUCUACCAUGAUAUAUUGUGUUACCACUCAUUUCCCCCUCUUUUUUGUUGUUGUCCUUUUAACUUUCUUUUUUUUUAUCAUGAAGAAAUAUAUUUGUCCAAAGAGAAGCAGUGUUAUUUAUUUGUCAUGUUACCGUGUAAGUAUAAGUCCUCUACAAGCUGUAAAUUGCAUUCCCUGAGCUGUACAAAUCUGCUUGUUUCUGUCAGAUCUCUAUCACAGAUGUUUAUGUCACACAUACGUAAAUGCAUGUUUAGGCUGUGUGUUUAUUUAUUGGGAAUAUAUCAAUCAUUUUAUGUACAGAUGUGUUUUCUGGUUUGUUUACAACUCAUAAUAACUGACCAAAGGGAUUCUCUCAAUGGUUUUGCAAAAGAGCAUUGUAAAAGUUGCAACACAGCAGUGAUGAAAUGGAAGAGAAAAAGAGAGCCAAUUGUUUUUCUUUUCUAAUUAUUAUUUGUUACCAUUCAGUCUUUUUCCCUGUAGAUGUGUUUCCACAUUGAGACAAAAACUCUUGACGUUAUUCAAUAGCAUUUAUUUUGUGUCACCACGUUAGAGCAGAGCUAGGUUUCGGAUGAUACUUGAUUCUUUUGGAAACAAUGUGCCAUUAACAUUUCUGUGCUGUCUUCUUGCCAAUGUGCUCAAUAUACUGCUCUCGAAGAGCUUAAAUAGGACUAACGUACUGCAGUACUCCACACUAUAUCAGACUACAUCACUUUUUUUCUUUUUGUUUUUUUUCUCAGAAUGCAUUUUAUUUUCAAACAUCACAAGAGAAAUACAAAAUUCUGUUAUGGAUAUAUAGUUUUGUAUUUUUUAUGUAAAUGUCAUAUGUACAUACAAAGUUUGAUGGUAUUUGUACAGAUAUGAAGAGUGAAACAAUAAAAGUUUUUUUCCUUAU